AUGGUAUCCAAUAACCCGAACCCACCCGAAGGUUUUUGCUUGGAUCCGGGUGGAAUGCCUCUACCCGGUUUCGGCCCCUUCGCCUCCGUCUCCUCCACGGUGAACUCGUCUGACGAUGCUUCCAAGAAGAUCCGUAAACCGUAUACUAUAACCAAGUCUAGGGAAAAUUGGACCGAACCUGAACAUGACAAGUUCCUUGAAGCUCUUCAACUGUUUGACCGUGACUGGAAAAAGAUUGAAGCAUUUGUUGGAUCAAAGACUGUUAUACAGAUACGUAGCCAUGCACAGAAAUACUUUCUAAAGGUUCAGAAGAGUGGAGCAAAUGAACAUCUUCCUCCACCUAGGCCUAAAAGAAAAGCUGCCCAUCCAUAUCCUCAAAAAGCUUCCAAAAGUGCUCCUGUGCUUUCACAAUUACCGGGAUCUUUUCAGUCUUCACCGGCUUUGCUUGAACCUGGAUAUACACUGAAGCAUGAACCAAUGCCUGAAACUCCUAUUAUGAAUAAUGCGGUGUCUUCCUGGUCAAACCACACGCCGCAAAACACCAAUUUACUAAAUGUGCCAAAAGUAAAUAAUUCUUGCAGUAGCAGUGAAAGUACUCCUAAAGUGCGGCCGAUGGUUGGUGAAUCCAAUAGUCUAGUGAAUAAAAUCCUUCCAUUGAGAGUUCUUCCAGAUUUUUCCCAAGUAUACAACUUCAUUGGCAGUGUAUUUGACCCAGAAGCAACUGAGCAUUUACAGAAACUUAAACAGAUGGACCGUAUAGAUGUUGAGACGGUGCUUCUGUUGAUGAGAAACCUGUCUAUCAAUUUAACUAGCCCAGAUUUUGAGGAUCAUAAAAAGCUCCUUUCAUCCUAUGAAGUUGAUCUUGAGACAAAUAACUAUCUCAAUCCAGAUAGACCGAUACGCGACGAGCCAUUGAAGAGUGCUACUACUUAG
This is a messenger RNA of Vicia faba (fava bean), 933 nucleotides long. NCBI's taxonomy places the organism in Eukaryota, Viridiplantae, Streptophyta, Magnoliopsida, Fabales, Fabaceae. The record is from the annotation of a GenBank genome assembly.